AAACGCAGUACAAGUGUUGAGCAGUGAAUGGCACAUUGGGUUACUCUGGCUCUCUAACUUCAUUUUUCUCUCUACCUUGGGAUCUUAAUCUUUUUGGGUACAUAUACCGCCCCUUGAAAUGCCUUCACAGGUUGCUAAAAUGGUAAAAAACUCAGUACCAGAAGAGAGGUGCAUGCGUUUCUGAGUCGAGCAUCAUUCCAAGCUUUCACCAAAUCAUGGUUUUCUGAUUGCAAGAUUUUCCCCAUUUUAGGAGUGAAGUUUCUUGGUCAUUGUUUCUCUCUCUAGACCCUGCUCCAAUGGCUCUUUUUCCUUCUUGGGGUAAAAGUUCUUACUAUUGUUUCUCUCUCUAGACCCGGCACCCCUGCAAAACUGAGUGGUAAUUGCACUCUGUAUGGCCGUGGUCCUCUGAGUGCUCGUGUUCCCUACAGUAGUAAAUCUCUCUCUCUCUCUCUCUCUCUCUCAAUCCCCCUAUAGUAGUAACUUCUCUCUCUGUCUAAAAUAGCAGUAAAGCUCUCUCUUUCUUAAUAUUAGUAAAGCUCUUGAUUCUCUCUCUACAACAGCGUUGAAGUUCGUUGCUCUCUGUCGCCCUCUAUCUACAGUAACACUGCACUUGGUUCUCUCUCUAAGUUGCAGUGCUCUCGGCUUUCGUCUCUCUCAACAGUAGCAUUGCGAUUUCUCUCUCUAAAAUAGCAUAGCAUUGCACGUUCUCUCUCUAAAAUAGCAGUGAAAUUCUCUCUCUACCGUAGCAGUGCACUCGUCUUUCUCUGUCUUCCAUUGGGUUUGCAAACUUUCUCUCUCAUGAAUCACACAAGCGACCUCUACAUGAUGCCCCUCACUUGGCCCGAACCCGCCUCGCACUGGGAAAACACCAACCCUCUCCUCUCAACACAACCAGAAAACCACUUUCUUUCUCCGUUCUCCACAUUUGGGGCCUCAGAAACCUCUAUCUACAACACAUUUUUGAAGAGAGAGAGUGGAUUUGAGGGCGCAGGCAUGAGGAGCAACGGCCUGGGCCUCAACUUGGGGCAGAGGACUUACUUCUCGUCGAGCGAUGGGGGCGUUAUUGUGAGGAGGAACUCGAGGGGCUUGUUUGGUGGUCCCGUGGUUCCACGGUGCCAGGCUGAGGGGUGUGGAAAUGAUUUAACAAAUGCAAAGCAUUAUCACAGGAGGCACAAGGUUUGUGAGUUUCAUUCGAAGGCGACGAGGGUGAUUGCUAAUGGGCUUGAGCAGAGGUUUUGUCAGCAGUGUAGCAGGUUCCAUGUUUUGGCGGAAUUUGACGAAGUAAAACGCAGUUGUAGGAGGCGCCUUGCGGACCACAAUCGGCGAAGGAGAAAGAAUGGAUCAGAUAAGCUUGGUGAUGCCACCAAAAAUUCAAUUGUUUCAAAAGCAAUUGUGGGUUCAGUCUCCAAACUAGAAACUGAGAGCCCCCAAAAGGCUACUGCCUCUGCACCCCUGUCCCUUAGCCAAGAGUCAGCCACUUUUGCAGAAGAAGCUCAUCACUUGUUCCAAUUCCAAUCCAUUCUAUUACCCAACAAAAACUCAAACCUUAAAACCACUAGACUUCCCUAUGCUUCUUCUUCUCCGAUUCAAAAUCUCUUGUUCAAUGAGAGCACAGGCUUUAGAGCUGAUAAUGGCCUUCUUAGCCACCAUAGCUUCACAACCCAACAAGAAGAUGACCAAAAGGGAGAGGUUCAAGGGCUCGCAAACCUCGGUCACUCGAUAUUCAAGGUGCAGCUAUGAUGAGAGAGAAGGGGGUAUGAAUGUGUCAUGUAGAGAGAGAGAUGGUCAAGUGAGAAUACUUAGGACAGAGAUAUAUAGAAUUGGAGGGAGAGAGAGAGUGAGAUGGGUCAUGUCAGAUCCUUGUAGAGAGAAAGGACCAACGAAUUUUGAGAGAGAGAGAGAGAGACUUGGGGUCAUGUCAGCACUGUGUGAAUGGCCCACAUCUUUUGUUUUUCUCUUUACUUUGCAAAUUCCAUUUUCUACUUUUCCCUGUAUGGUUAUUUAUGCCUUAGAUGCUACAAGAAGUGGAAGAGAGGGAGAGAGAGCCAAAACACCCUUUUUCCUGCAAGUCUUUAUGGUAGCAAAACAAACGCCGAGCUUGGCCUUUGAGAAACCUAGAGAGAAAGAGAGAGAGAGAGAGCGAGCUUCUAGUGAAGUGUGCUAAAAACUCUGCACUUCUUUGUUGCACAAAAGCUUGUGCAAUGGCGUUUUGAUUUCUCCUAAGGUUUUUAGUUUUGGCCUGGUAACCUUUUUGUAUGUACGUCAGCCUAUUGCUCUUCUUCUGAAAAAAAAUAUAAUAAAAAA
Amborella trichopoda is the source of this 2304-nucleotide messenger RNA. RefSeq lists its product as uncharacterized. Gene Ontology annotation, cellular component: nucleus. The record is from RefSeq and is a predicted model, not a curated record. Gene Ontology annotation, molecular function: DNA binding. Lineage: Eukaryota; Viridiplantae; Streptophyta; Magnoliopsida; Amborellales; Amborellaceae.